Paramecium sonneborni is the source of this 150-nucleotide messenger RNA. NCBI's taxonomy places the organism in Eukaryota, Ciliophora, Oligohymenophorea, Peniculida, Parameciidae. The record is from the annotation of a GenBank genome assembly.
AUGAUAUAUAAAGUACUUGAAAGUGAUCUUGAUGGAAAUCUAAAUUUUUCAGAAUAUUUUUAUUUAUUAUAUUUGUAAUUCAAUAUUAAUAAUAUUAUUGUUAGUUUUUUGAUAUGUUUAUAUAUCCUGUUAUAAAAAUCAAAGGUUUGA